AUGGAGACCUCCGUCAGAAAUGAAAUGGCUCAAGAACAUCCCGACUAUCGGAAGUUACAUAACAACACCAACAAAGACUGGUGGAAGGAUCCAGGGCUUCGUAUCAAUGUCUACCACUGUGCUGGUCUGUGUGGUGCCAUUUUCUUCAAUGGAUUUGAUGGCAGUUUAUUCAAUGGCCUUCAAACAAUCCCAGCCUGGCUCGAGUUUUUUGAUUAUCCGAGCAGCAACAAGCUGGGACUGAUGAACUCUGCGGCUCUGUUUCCCGGUCUUGUGGCCCCUUACUUCUCUGAGCGCAUUGCUACCAAAUGGGGCAGACGCUAUGCCAUAUGGCUCGGAAUCGUUAUCAAUGUCAUUGGUGCUAUCGUCAAUUCGGCAAGUACGGGCUUGGGCAUGUACAUUGCUGGGCGGGUGAUCAUGGGAAUCGGAAUCGCUACAACUUUGACCAUUGCGUCCACCCUAUUGCAAGAGAUCGCACACCCUCGCUACAGGGCACCACUUGGAACAAUUUAUACCUCAAUCUACUACGUGGCAGCAGUUAUCUCGGCAGGCAUAUGUUUGGGCACACGGAAUAUUGCAGGGAAUGCAUCCUGGAGAAUCCCCUGCUAUCUGCAGUUGAUUGGCCCGAUUGCCACAUUCAUUAUGACAUGGACAAUGCCGGAAUCGCCAAGGUGGCUUAUCAAAAACGAACGAUACGAGGAAGCUAUCCAAAUACUUGCCAAAUAUCAUGCAAACGGAGACAUCAACGAUCCGCUUGUUCAGUUGGAGCAUCGUGAGAUUAUGCAAGGCAUUGAAGCGGAGCAAAUCAAUUCCCAGGUUGCCUACACAGACUUUCUCAAGCCAAAGAACCACCACCGUCUUUUCUUGCUUGUUAUCAUUGCUAUAGGCACGAAUUGGGUCGGUAACGGAAUCGUAUCAUAUUAUUUGUCGCCGAUUUUAAAUCAAGUGGGAGUGACUGCGAAGUCCCAGCAAGCCACUUUGAAUCUAGGUCUUCAAGUCUGGAACCUAAUUCUAUCGACAACAGCCGGGCUUAACUGUGAUCGCAUCGGAAGACGACCUAUGUGGCUCAUAUCAAAUAUUGGAAUGCUCUGUGCAUUUGCGAUAGUCAUGGGCCUCUCGGGCUCCUACGCAACAACAAACUCAAAGUCCACAGGCCUUGCGGUAAUCCCUUUUCUGUUCAUCUAUUUUGGAUUCUAUGUAUUCUCCUGGACUCCGCUCGCCAACAUGUACAGCGUCGAAAUUUUGCCUUUUAACCUUCGUGCAAAGGGUCAAGCAAUUUUCGUCACCGUCCAGAAUGCUGCUAAUGCGGUAAACCAGUGGGUCAACCCAAUUAUCCUGGAAGCUAUUCACUGGAAAUACUACGGCGUUUACAUUGGCAUCCUGAUGGCCUACAUUGUCAUGAUUUGGUUUACUUUCCCGGAAACUAAAGGCCUUACUAUCGAAGAAGUCGCUACUGUUUUUGAUGGUGAGGACGCACUUGGGAUGGAUAAAGGUACGGGUAAGGGAGUAGCAAAGACAGCCACAGCCAGUGAAAAUCUAUCAGACUCUGAGCACGUGGAACAAGUUUGA
Penicillium cataractarum is the source of this 1566-nucleotide messenger RNA. RefSeq lists its product as uncharacterized. The transcript is spliced from 7 exons. NCBI's taxonomy places the organism in Eukaryota, Fungi, Ascomycota, Eurotiomycetes, Eurotiales, Aspergillaceae. The coding region runs from base 1 to 1566 and encodes 521 amino acids. The record is from RefSeq and is a predicted model, not a curated record. Gene Ontology annotation, cellular component: membrane. Gene Ontology annotation, biological process: transmembrane transport; carbohydrate transport. Gene Ontology annotation, molecular function: carbohydrate:proton symporter activity.